Molecule: messenger RNA, 1476 nt
Organism: Protomyces lactucae-debilis
Lineage: Eukaryota; Fungi; Ascomycota; Taphrinomycetes; Taphrinales; Protomycetaceae
Exons: 2
Coding region: 135-1226 (363 amino acids)
Biological process (GO): intracellular transport
Cellular component (GO): nuclear pore; cytoplasm
Molecular function (GO): GTPase activator activity
Source: RefSeq, a predicted model, not a curated record
GCUUGAGGUUGUCAUCCAAAGUCUGUCGGCAAUUUCGCGCCUCGAUGCUCAACAACGCCCACGCAUUUCGCUACAAACCGACACCCAAAACCUGCAGAAGCCCCAGGUGUGGGGCCCCUCGACGUCGCUGAACCAUGGCGGAUAAGAUCCAAAAGCCCAUGUCAGAGACAACCCUCCAAGAGCGCAAAGACGCCAUCCUGUCUGAAAGUCUUAAAGAAAAACGGCAGCGCGAGGAAGAAGACGAGGAUGAUGCGAGUGGUGCUGGACAGACCACUGUUGCUGGCGGAGCAGAGAUGAAGGAAACUGACACGGACAAGGCUGAGCUUCCCGAAGAGGCCAGCACAGGUUCAAAAGAGCCGACACCUCCUACCUCUGCCAAUGGGUCGAGCUCAUCGAAAGCUGAAGAGCCUGCCGUGACGCUGGAAGCGGAAGAGUCGCCAAAGGAUGCGCCGGCUGCUAACGAGCCUGCAGACCAGGACCUCUCGGUCACGAAGGACACCGCACCUGCAACAGAUAAACCAAAGGUUGGCUUCGGCAGCGCUUCUGGAUUUGCUACUGCCAGUGGCUUUGGCAGCGCAUCUGGCUUUGCGAGUGCGCCUGGCUCUAGCUCAGGCUUCAAUUUUGGCGCCGACAAGAGUCAAUCCAGUGCUACGGGAUUUGGAUCACUCCUUGGACAACAAUCUGGUUCAAGCACUUUUGGCAAUCUUCUCGAUAAGCAGGAAGAGAGCGGAGACGAGCAAGAAGAGGAAACGGCAGAUGACGAACAAUACGUUGCCGUGCGCGGACUCGAGCGGACAAUAGUGCCAACUGGCGAGGAAGGGGAAACGUGUAUUCACACCGUCAAGGCAAAGCUAUAUGCCAUUAAUCCCGAAGCUGCUAAUGAAGGCUGGAAGGAGCGCGGGCUGGGUACCUUGAGAGUACUCGAAGCUGACAAGGAGGGGAAGGAGAAGCGCGGUAGUCGACUUGUGAUGCGAGCUGAUGCUGUGCUGCGUGUCAUUCUCAAUAUGCCACUUCGGAACACAUACAAGCUCGAGGACGGCGGCGAAGCAUUGGGUGAAAAGACGCUCAAGCUAUUUGGUGUCGAGGAUGGCAAGGGCGUGUGGAUAGCAAUGCGGGUUGGCUCGAAGCAGGCUGCCGAGGAGUUGAAGGGCGUGCUGCGCAGGUGUUUGGAUUUGGGCGAGCGCGAGAAAAGUGAACAAGAAAAUAGCGAGAUAGAGGUAGCAUAACGCCCGUAGGCAGACUACUCCACGAGCCAUGAGAUGAGGACUGUCUUCUACCAGCUGGGCGAAUGGGCCUUGAUACUCAGCAUCUAUGCACUGCCGGGGACUGCUGUCUGGGACGGGGAAUCUCUUUGUUGGGCUAUAGCCGUCGUUUUGGCAACCUCUGCCGUAUGUCUCUACAACGCGGAGCGGCAUCGCUGGACGAGUCUUUUGCUUUAUAGGGUCGUCUUGCCUCAUUCUAUAGCCUAUCGUCGAG